Molecule: messenger RNA, 3039 nt
Organism: Malurus melanocephalus (red-backed fairy wren)
Lineage: Eukaryota; Metazoa; Chordata; Aves; Passeriformes; Maluridae
Gene: TACC1
Product: transforming acidic coiled-coil containing protein 1
Exons: 12
Coding region: 1-2097 (698 amino acids)
Biological process (GO): cerebral cortex development; cell population proliferation; mitotic spindle organization
Cellular component (GO): cytoplasm
Source: RefSeq, a predicted model, not a curated record
AUGAUGGUUCACCUGCUCUGCCUUUUCCGUUUGCUAGCGUGGCCCGUCGGACAGGAGCCGGUGGCCACCCAGGAUGCCCGUGGCCAGCCGCUGGCCUGGACCUUUUCCCCCCCCCUCGGCAGCUCGGACUCCACUGAUAAUUUUGAGACCCCUGAAGCAGAAACACCAACCUGCUCGCCAGUCAAGGAGUUCUGCAAGCCACCAGGAUCACCAGGGAGCCAAGAGCCAGGUGGACACGGGGACCUGCUGCUAGGGGGAUCCCACGGGGACAGCUCGCCCGGGAAACACCCCAAAGAUGAGGCUCCAGCAGAGAUCGGAGCCCCCAAAGGCACUCUGGAUGCUAAAGGGGAAAGUGCCCCUGACAAUUCGCCCCUGAUGCAGCCCCUGGCAGGGCUGGGCUGCAGGGCUGACCCUGGGCAYGCCACUGUGCCCACUGCAGGGUCAGAGCCCGAGCCCCACGUGGGCACAGCCAGCGGGGAGCUGCCCGUGCCAGGAGGGGACACGGCACACGCUGGCACGGGGCUGGCACAGCUCGGGGCUGAGAGCCUGGCCCAGGAGCAGCUUGGCAAAGGGAAAACGCCCUCRCUGGGGAGGAAGACAGAGGAAAGCACAGAGGAGAGCCGAGAAUCCUCUCAGCUGGAGCCUGAGCAGCACGAGAGCAGCGUGAGCCCCUUUGGGGCCGGGCACUGCCCCCUCCAGAGCUCUGCCCCACAACGCCUUCCCCAUCCCAGUGAGCCCGGGGGGGACCCGGAGGCCACGGGGAACCUCUCAAAACCUGAGGCUGAAUUUAGGGAGGUGAAAGAGAACGUGGAGGCCAAGCCAGCUUCACCCAGGAGGGGCAGCAGGAUCCCAGCCAGCAAGCUGACACCAAAGAGACACCGAGAGUCCCCCAGGAAGGCGGCUGAGGAUGUGCAGAGGGGUCCUGUGGAGCCACCACCGCCCCGGGGCUCUCCCGAGUGCUGGGACAGCUCCAAUCUCAGCUCUCUCAGYGGCAGCUCAGCGCUGCACCAUUUGCCAGCUCUCCCCAAGGGCUCUUACCAGUUUGACCCCAAUAACUUUGACUCCGUGGAUCCCUUCAWGCCCACCAAGACGCUCGCCAGCAGCGACGCCGACUCUUGCUCCACKGCAGACAACAGCCUGAAUGAAAUCCUUGAAUCCCAGACUCUGGAGAUGCAGGAGGAGGCACUGAAAGGCAGAGACUCCCCCAAGAAGCCCAAGUCACGGCUGAUAACGACUACUGAACAAGUGAAAUUUCUCUGUUUUCUGUUGAGCGGCUGCAAGGUCAAACAGCACGAGACACAGCCCCUGGGCCUGGAUGUCAGCGCUCAGAGGGGAGAACACCCCAAAGAGGGGCGGUGGGUCCAAAGGAACCCCCCCAAUCCCAGCUGGACAAUUCCCCAGGACAAUCCCAGGCUGUGCUCCGUGGACAAAGACCCCGCUGUCAGCAGGAGUGACCUGGGUGGCAUCGGCCUCAGCGAGCCCGACAAGGCAGCGGUGCUGACACUCAUCAGGGAGGAGAUAAUCACCAAGGAGCUGGAGGCCAACGAGUGGAAGAGGAAAUACGAGGAGAGCCGGCAGGAGGUGUUGGAGAUGAGGAAAAUCGUGGCUGAGUACGAGAAGACCAUUGCCCAGAUGAUCGAGGAUGAGCAGAGGACAAACAUGACAUCUCAGAAGAACCUGCAGCAAAUCACCAUGGAGAAGGAGCAGGCUCUGGCAGACCUGAACUCGGUGGAGAGGUCCCUGUCGGAUCUGUUCAGGAGAUAUGAAAACCUGAAGGGYGUCCUGGAAGGAUUUAAGAAGAAYGAGGAGGCUCUGAAGAAAUGUGCUCAGGAUUAUCUAACCCGUGUCAAGCAGGAGGAGCAGCGGUAUCAGGCCCUSAAAGUCCACGCAGAGGAAAAAUUGGACAAAGCCAACGAGGAGAUCGCCCAGGUCCGUGCCAAGGCCAAGGCCGAGAGCACAGCGCUGCACGCGGGGCUGCGCAAGGAGCAGAUGAAGGUGGAGUCCCUGGAGAGAGCUCUGCAGCAGAAGAAUCAGGAGAUCGAGGAGCUGACCAAGAUCUGYGAUGAGCUGAUAGCGAAGCUGGGGAAGUCAGACUGAUCUCCUCGCCCCUCGGCCGCUUCUCCCUGACCUGAGCUCCUGCCUUACCCCGCUCCCUCAGCACAGCUCCGUGUCCUGCUCGGCUGCAGGAGCUGUGGGCACUGCCCAUCUGCACAGUGCCAGCUCUCAGCUGGAGGUGACAGCCUGGGCUCUGUCCCCUGGCUGGGCUGGCUCUGUUGUGUCCCCACUCCUGUCCCUCACUGUGCUCAGCAGAGCAGCCUGGCAGCCCUGGGUCCUGCCCUGGAUGUGGGGGAUGCCCAGGGUGCCCUGGGGAAGGGGACGAUGUGGGUGAUGCCCAGGGUGUCCUGGGGACAGGGACAAUGUGGGUGAUGCCCAGGGUGCCCUGGGGACGGGGACGAUGUGGGUGAUGCCCAGGGUGCCCUGGGGACAGGGACGAUGUGGGUGAUGCCCAGGGUGUCCUGGGGACGAUGUGGGUUAUGCCCAGGGUGCCCUGGGGAUGAUGUGGGUGAUGCCCAGGGUGCCCUGGGGACGAUGGGGGUGAUGCCCAGGGUGCCCUGGGGACGGGGAUGAUGUGGGUUAUGCCCAGGGUGCCCUGGGGACGAUGUGGGUUAUGCCCAGGGUGCCCUGGGGACGGGGACGUGGCCCCUGGACGGUCACUGCUCGGUGGGUGCAGCCCAGCACAGCGUCUCCCUGCCCCUGUGCCAGCUCGGAGGGAGGGACAGAGCUGACAUCUCUGCAUUCCUGCACUUUAUGAGCUUUUCUGGGCACUYGGGCUCUGCUCACGCCUUCCACUCAGGCACUGCUGCUCCUCCUCCCCAGAGCCACCUCAGGGCAGUGACCUCAGUCCUGGGCAGGGACACUCGAGCUGAGGGGCAGCAGAGGCUGCACUGAGAGGUGUUUGAGGAACAGGGGAGAUGUUGGUUCUGGGGGGCUGGCACUGCUAAAUCCACGCUGGCACUGUCCAUCAACACUGGCACUGUC